Molecule: messenger RNA, 1193 nt
Organism: Drosophila simulans
Lineage: Eukaryota; Metazoa; Arthropoda; Insecta; Diptera; Drosophilidae
Product: trypsin delta
Exons: 1
Coding region: 340-1137 (265 amino acids)
Biological process (GO): proteolysis
Molecular function (GO): serine-type endopeptidase activity
Source: RefSeq, a predicted model, not a curated record
GCUGGUGAGUUUUGUCUCAAAUCGGAGGACGGGUGCAAAGCCGCUCUAAGCGAAAAGAAUCGAUGCGGCUGCUUAAAUUAUACUUUAUAAUUUGGGCAUAUAUGUGGAUUACCAAUUGAACGUUUGGUUUUAUAUUUAAUCGAUUGGGCAGGGCGUAUCAUUCAAAAUGUUUCGAAUGCCAAUAUGGAUUGUAAUACAAUGUAAUGCAUAUUCUUCUUAUAUUACACAAUAGAUUCUUCGAAAGGCAGAUAAGAAGAGUAUUCCAAAGCUAUUCAGUUUAAUUAACAGAGAAUCCCAUAAAAAGAGGAGCACGCCCUCCUCGAAAGUCAGUUAGAGAGAAUGUUAGCCCCACUAAUCCUCCUGCAGAUUGCGGCUCUGCCUUGGUUGGCUGUCGGAGAUCAGCGGAUCAUAAACGGAAACACUGUCAACAUUAAGGAUGCCCCGUGGCAUGCCUCUAUCAUAGUCGAUUCGAAGCUGAAGUGCGGUGGCGCCAUUAUCUCGAAGAACUACAUCCUGACUGCCGCCAAGUGUGUGGAUGGCUACAGUGCCAGGAGCAUACAAGUCAGGUUGGGAACCAGCAGCUGCGGCACUGGUGGAUCGAAUGUCGGAAUCUGCGAGGUCAAAGUUCAUAGCCAGUACUCUAGCUGGCGCUUCGACAAUAACCUGGCUCUAUUGAAAACCUGCGAGCUACUCAAAACCACCGAUGAAAUAAAACCAAUUGAGAGGGCCAUCAAAGUGCCGGAAGAUAAUUCCCGAGCCAAUGUUACUGGCUGUGGCGGCAGAUCGGGCAAUUUUCUUGACCUUAUCAUAGACAACAGGAUUAUCAGCGGGAUAGAAGAGAAGUGCUUCCAGCUGCCUGUCCACUUGUACGGCACUCAAGUGCGGAUCCUUAGCCAAAAGCAGUGCGCCGCCGACUGGAAAGUCUUACCGUUCUACUUACUCAAGGGAAUCUCAGACCUGACCAUCUGCACCAAGUCGCCGGGCAAGGGAGCCUGCUCCUCAGACAGGGGUGCGCCGCUGGUCAUGGACAACAAGCUCGUGGGCAUCCUCUCCAGAGCGGGCUGCUCCAUUAAGCCCGAUGUCUACGCAAAUAUCCUGAGGCACACGAACUGGCUGGACUCGAAUACGAAGGAUUAAUGUCUUGCUGUGAAUAGUUGAGUUUAAUGAUAAUAUUACCUUGCCUUCUGUAGAUA